AUGUCGCCUAGUGUGACUUGGGGGAGACGGAAGUGUAUGAGGUGCGCGAAGGUCGAUUUAAAUGGCGAAAUCACCACCAUCGAACGUCAUUCGUCAGUUUCGCUGGUUGAGAAUGGUUUGAUCGGACGUCUGAGAUCGUCGGAACCGAAAAUACGGACGUAUAGUUUUGAUCUUUCGCCGGCGCCGAAGGAUGUUGGUCGGAAAUAUGGUAGUGGACAGGACGGGUUAGAGGCGGUGCGAGGGAAACUGAUGUCGGAUUUAAGGAAUGAAGCGGAUAAGAUGAAAGAUGCAAUUAAGAAGGUGAAAUUCGUGGUAGAGCCGCCAGUUGCUGUGGUCGCAGCGGAGGCCGAUACAGUAAGGCCUUGGAACUUGAGGAAGAGAAGAGCAGCGCGUACGUCUCCGAACGAUGGCGAAGUCAGUCCUGCAGAGAAUAGAGAAAAGGCGCAGUUCUCGUUAUCUCUUUCGCGGAGAGAGAUUGAGGAGGAUUUGAUGAUGAUGAUGAUGGGACACAAGCCGUCUCAGAGACCAAAGAGAAGACCCAACUCUGUGCAAACAAAAGUAGAUCAUGCUUUUCCAGGAUUGUGGUUGAAGGAGAUUGAUGCUAAAUCUUUGCAAAGUUCCUGA
Messenger RNA from Ilex paraguariensis (yerba mate), 624 nucleotides. The record is from the annotation of a GenBank genome assembly. Lineage: Eukaryota; Viridiplantae; Streptophyta; Magnoliopsida; Aquifoliales; Aquifoliaceae.